AUGACUGCUUCUGACCUCUUGACGCUCCCACAAUUGUUGGCGCAAUAUUGCUCGAGUGCUUCCCAAAAUAAAGUGUUUUACACUACUAGCACAAAAAAUAGUCAUUCAUCCUUCAAAGGCCUAGAAUCUGCCGCCACAGAUGCUACUCAUCUACUAAAUAACCAGGAUCCGUUGAACACCAUCAAGGAUCAGCUUUCUAAGGACAUUUUAACUACUAUUUUUACAGACGAAACUACUUUGGUUAAAUCCAUCCACCAUUUAUAUUCUCUUCCUGACAAACUACCAUUGGUGAUCACAGUGGAUUUGAAUUUGCAAGAUUAUUCCGUGAUUCCUGCGUUAAAAGAUCUUUCUUUCCCCAUCUUAAUAUCUUCUGACUUGCAAACUGCAAUUUCAAACGCGGACUCUUCUUACAAGAUUGCUACAAGUUCUCUGACUCCUGUUUUCCACUUUCUUAAUUUGGAGAAAAUUGGCAGGAGUACGGCUAUCGAACAAGAUAUCGAUGUUCCAACUUUGGAAAUUGGUAGCGAGGAAACUAAAGUUGCAUUGCUAGAGGCUACUGAUUCAUUGACAAAUUUCGAACUAGUCGAAGGUGAAGAUUCCACUACUACUGUCAUUGUUAACUUGUCACCAUAUGACGCGGAAUUCAGUAGUGUAUUACCUUCAAACGCAGGCUUGGUCAAAAUCAAAGUAUACAGACCAUGGAAUUUUUCCAACUUCUUAGAAAUACUGCCAUCCUCUGUAACCAAAAUUGCUGUUUUGCAAGGUGUCUCUAAGAAAUCACAAUCAAACGAAUUUCAACCAUUUCUUUUAGACUUCUUCAGUAACUUUAAUGAAUUGGUGUCUAGAAACAUCGAGCAGGUGGUAUUGACUAAUAUUGGUACUGUAGAUGAUUAUCAAAACGUUAUUAACACCGUUAUAUCAAAUAUUAACAAAAAGGAACCAGAUACUAAUCUGUUUUUAGGUAAACCCAAUGACAAGGCUGAAGAACAAGCUGAAGUUACUCAGCUGAUUUCUUCCGUCAAGAAAGUUGUGAAUUUAGAAGAUGCCUACGUCAAAGUGCUCAAACAAUUAUUCUCCUCAAACUUACAAAUUUUGAAUCAAUUUUCCAGUGAAACAAUUGAACCAAGUAAUCCGGAAUUUGGUUUUGGACGCUUUUUGAAACAAGAAGCCCAACGUGAAGAGUUGAUCAAUUUAGCAAAAUCCUCUCUUGAUCCAAGUCUUUACUUGUCCGAGGAUGCAAACAAAAUCGUUCAACUAUUAUCCAAAUGGUUGUCAUUCAAUGGCCAUGAUCUUGACGAAGUUCAAUUACAAGAAGCCAAUGAGACGGGUUUGGAAAUAUUUCAGUUGUUACAAUCUAAUCAAGAUUCCUCUACUGCCUUAAGAUUCUUGAAGAUAGCUCCAACAAGCGAUUCUUUUAUUUUCAAAUCAAGCUGGCUAAUUGGUUCCGAUGCUUGGUCUUAUGAUUUGGGCCAUUCAGGUAUUCAACAGGUUUUAUCCUCCCGUAAAAACAUUAAUGUUCUACUAAUUGAUUCAGAACCAUACGACCACAGAAAGCAGAACCAGGACAGAAAGAAAGAUGUCGGUUUGUACGCCAUGAACUAUUACAGUGCCUACGUUGCCUCUGUAGCAGUCUAUGCUUCCUACACCCAACUAUUGACUGCGAUUAUAGAGGCUUCUAAGUAUAAUGGUCCUUCUAUCGUCUUAGCUUAUUUGCCAUAUAGUUCAGAAAAUGAUACUCCAUUAGAAGUUCUAAAGGAAACCAAAAACGCCGUUGAAUCUGGUUACUGGCCAUUGUAUAGGUUUAAUCCAAUUUAUGACGAUCCAUCAAUGGGCAAGGAGGCAUUUAGUUUAGAUUCCUCGGUUAUCAGGAAACAAUUGCAGGACUUCUUAGACCGUGAGAAUAAGCUUACCCUAUUAACCAGAAAAGAUCCAUAUUUAUCAAGAAAUUUAAAGCAAUCUGCUGGUGAUGCGUUGACAAGGAAACAGGAAAAAAGAAGUAAGGCUGCCUUCGAUCAGUUAUUAGAGGGUUUGUCUGGGCCACCUUUGCACGUCUAUUAUGCUUCAGAUGGUGGAAAUGCUGCCAACUUGGCAAAGAGACUAGGCGCUAGAGCAUCCGCAAGAGGUUUAAAAGCUACUGUACUAUCCAUGGAUGACAUAAUUUUGGAAGAAUUACCUGGUGAAGAGAACGUGGUUUUCAUCACUUCCACCGCUGGACAAGGUGAAUUCCCCCAGGACGGUAAGUCUUUCUGGGAAGCUCUGAAGAAUGACACCGACUUGGAUUUAGCUACUUUGAAUGUUGCUGUCUUUGGUCUGGGUGAUUCUGAAUAUUGGCCACGUAAAGAAGAUAAACAUUAUUUUAACAAACCUUCACAAGAUCUAUUCAAGCGCUUAGAAUUAUUAAGUGCCAAGACCUUAGUUCCAUUGGGACUGGGUGACGAUCAAGAUGCCGAUGGCUUCCAAACUGCUUAUUCUGAGUGGGAACCUAAAUUAUGGGAAGCUCUUGGUGUUUCAGGCGCUGCUGUUGAAGACGAGCCAAAGCCUGUUACAAAUGAAGAUAUCAAGAGAGAGUCUGAUUUCUUGAGAGGUAGUAUCAGUGAUAACCUAAAAGACACCUCUUCAGGGGGUGUUACUCACGCUAAUGAACAAUUAAUGAAAUUUCACGGUAUUUAUACCCAAGACGACCGUGACAUUAGAGAAAUACGCAAGUCUCAAGGCUUAGAGCCAUACUAUAUGUUCAUGGCAAGAGCUCGUCUACCAGGUGGUAAAACCACUGCACAACAGUGGCUUGCUCUCGAUCACUUAUCUGAUACUUCAGGUAACGGUACUUUAAAAUUAACCACAAGGGCAACCUUCCAAAUUCAUGGUGUGUUAAAGAAAAAUUUGAAACAUACAUUGAGAGGAAUGAAUGCAGUUCUUAUGGAUACGUUAGCUGCUGCAGGUGAUGUAAACAGAAAUGUCAUGGUUUCAGCUUUGCCAACCAAUGCGAAGGUUCAUCAACAAAUUGCUGACAUGGGGAAAUUGAUUUCUGACCAUUUCUUGCCAAAGACUACAGCCUAUCACGAAGUUUGGUUAGAAGGCCCAGAAGAACAGGACGAUGAUCCAUCAUGGCCAUCUAUCUUUGAAAAUAGAAAAGAUGGUCCAAGAAAAAAGAAGACAUUAGUCAGCGGUAACGCUUUAGUCGAUAUUGAACCAAUCUACGGUCCAACUUACCUGCCAAGAAAGUUCAAAUUCAACAUCGCCGUUCCUCCAUAUAACGAUGUUGAUGUCUUAUCUAUUGACGUCGGUUUGGUUGCUAUAGUUAACCCAGAAACUCAAAUCGUAGAGGGUUAUAAUGUUUUUGUUGGUGGUGGUAUGGGUACCACUCAUAACAAUAAAAAAACUUACCCAAGAUUGGGGUCAUGCUUAGGUUUUGUUAAAACUGAAGACAUUAUUCCGCCACUUGAAGGUGUCGUUAUUGUGCAAAGAGAUCACGGUGACCGUAAAGACCGUAAGCAUGCUCGUUUAAAGUAUACUGUAGAUGACAUGGGCGUUGAAGGCUUCAAACAAAAAGUGGAAGAAUAUUGGGGUAACAAAUUCGAGCCUGAGAGACCAUUUGAAUUUAAAUCCAAUAUUGAUUACUUUGGAUGGAUUAAAGAUGAAACCGGGUUGAACCACUUUACCGCAUUUAUUGAAAAUGGUAGAGUUGAGGAUACACCAGAUUUGCCUCAGAAGACAGGUAUUAGAAAAAUUGCUGAAUACAUGCUUAAGACUAAUUCUGGUCAUUUCAGAUUGACCGGUAAUCAACAUUUGGUCAUCUCCAAUAUUACCGAUGAACAUGUUGCUGGAAUAAAAUCUAUUUUAAAGAGCUAUAAAUUGGAUAACACCGACUUCAGUGGGUUGAGAUUAUCUUCAUCUUCCUGUGUUGGUUUACCAACAUGUGGUUUAGCGUUUGCCGAAUCUGAACGUUUCUUACCUGAUAUAAUUACUCAGUUGGAAGAUUGUUUAGAAGAAUAUGGUUUACGUCACGAUUCUAUUAUUAUGAGAAUGACUGGUUGUCCUAACGGUUGUUCUCGUCCAUGGCUGGGUGAAUUAGCUCUUAUCGGUAAGGCUCCACACACUUAUAACUUGAUGCUUGGCGGUGGUUACCUUGGCCAAAGGCUAAACAAAUUAUAUAAGGCCAAUGUGAAGGAUGAGGAAAUUGUCGAUUACAUCAAACCAUUAUUUAAAAGGUAUGCUUUAGAGAGAGAAGAAGGUGAACACUUUGGUGACUUCUGUAUAAGAGUAGGCAUCAUCAAACCAACUACAGAAGGUAAAUACUUCCAUGAAGAUGUUUCUGAAGAUGCCUAUUAA
Messenger RNA from Saccharomyces paradoxus, 4329 nucleotides. RefSeq names its product sulfite reductase (NADPH) subunit beta (gene MET5). The transcript has a single exon. The coding region runs from base 1 to 4329 and encodes 1442 amino acids. Gene Ontology annotation, cellular component: sulfite reductase complex (NADPH). The record is from RefSeq and is a predicted model, not a curated record. Gene Ontology annotation, molecular function: sulfite reductase (ferredoxin) activity; iron-sulfur cluster binding; FMN binding. Gene Ontology annotation, biological process: sulfate assimilation. Lineage: Eukaryota; Fungi; Ascomycota; Saccharomycetes; Saccharomycetales; Saccharomycetaceae.